Messenger RNA from Arabidopsis lyrata subsp. lyrata, 421 nucleotides. RefSeq names its product defensin-like protein 117. NCBI's taxonomy places the organism in Eukaryota, Viridiplantae, Streptophyta, Magnoliopsida, Brassicales, Brassicaceae. Bases 170 to 412 code for a protein of 80 amino acids. The record is from RefSeq and is a predicted model, not a curated record. The transcript has 2 exons.
UCAUUCUCUUUAUUGUUGUUUUGACUAUAAAUAAGUGGAAAUAUAUUGAAAGAUUCUUUCUUUUCACCAUUGACUAGAAGAUUAGCUUUUAUGUAUGUUUGUGUUAUUAUAUAAUUAUUAUCCCAAGUGAAAUAAAAAUGUAAACAAAAGAUAAGAAAAUAUCAUACAAAUGAAUACCACCAAGAAAAUGUUAGUUGCAUUUGUUCUCACUGUUCUCUUGGUCAUAUCUUCUGUUCACUGCUCCGAUGACACUCGUGGUUUUGGCAUAACGGAAAAGGAAAAAAGAUGCUUUACACCAUAUAUAUGUACAAGGGGAGAGCAAUAUUGCCAGGUGUUUUGUUCAGGAUUAAGUAGUGUAUUGCUGGGUAAAUGUAUUUCUGGUAUAUGUUGUUGUAUUUUGAACAAAAAAUAAUCUAAUCAA